Messenger RNA from Phodopus roborovskii (desert hamster), 2150 nucleotides. It is a transcript of the gene Me1, whose product is annotated as malic enzyme 1. NCBI's taxonomy places the organism in Eukaryota, Metazoa, Chordata, Mammalia, Rodentia, Cricetidae. Bases 95 to 1813 code for a protein of 572 amino acids. Gene Ontology annotation, molecular function: NAD binding; malate dehydrogenase (decarboxylating) (NAD+) activity; malate dehydrogenase (decarboxylating) (NADP+) activity. The record is from RefSeq and is a predicted model, not a curated record. Gene Ontology annotation, cellular component: mitochondrion. The transcript has 14 exons. Gene Ontology annotation, biological process: malate metabolic process; pyruvate metabolic process.
CUCUCGCCACCCACGCCCGCCCCCGGCCGCGGGGCCUUCCCUCGCGCGGCCGCCGCCCGCCGCACUCCGCGCCCGCUCCGCCACCGUGCCGGCCAUGGAGCCCCGAGCCCCCCGCCGCCGCCACACCCACCAGCGCGGCUACCUGCUGACGCGGGACCCGCAUCUCAACAAGGACUUGGCAUUUACUCUGGAAGAGAGGCAACAGCUGAACAUUCAUGGGUUGUUGCCGCCUAGUUUCAUCAGUCAGGAGAUCCAGAUCCUUAGAGUAGUUAAGAAUUUCGAGCGCCUGAACUCUGACUUCGACAGAUAUCUUCUGUUGAUGGAUCUGCAAGAUAGAAAUGAAAAACUCUUUUAUAGUGUGCUGAUGUCUGAUAUUGAAAAAUUUAUGCCUAUCGUUUAUACUCCCACUGUGGGUCUUGCAUGCCAGCAAUACAGUUUGGCAUUCCGGAAGCCAAGAGGCCUCUUUAUUAGUAUCUACGACAGAGGGCACAUUGCUUCACUUCUUAAUGCAUGGCCAGAAGAUGUUGUCAAGGCCGUUGUGGUGACUGACGGAGAGCGUAUUCUAGGCUUGGGAGACCUUGGUUGUAAUGGGAUGGGCAUCCCUGUGGGUAAACUGGCCCUGUACACAGCCUGUGGAGGGGUGAAUCCACAGCAGUGCUUACCUGUCAUUUUGGACGUGGGAACAGAAAAUGAGGAGCUGCUUAAAGAUCCGUUGUACAUUGGGCUGCGGCAGAGGAGAGUAAGAGGUCCUGAAUAUGACAAUUUUUUGGAUGAAUUCAUGGAGGCAGUUUCUUCCAAGUAUGGCAUGAAUUGUCUUAUUCAGUUUGAAGAUUUUGCCAAUCGGAAUGCAUUUCGUCUCCUGAACAAGUAUCGAAACAAGUAUUGCACAUUUAACGAUGAUAUUCAAGGAACAGCGUCUGUUGCGGUUGCGGGUCUCCUUGCAGCUCUUCGAAUAACCAAGAACAAGCUCUCUGAUCAGACAGUGCUGUUCCAGGGAGCUGGAGAGGCUGCCCUGGGGAUUGCUCAUCUGAUUGUUAUGGCCAUGAAGAAAGAAGGUUUAUCAAGGGAGGAUGCUAUAAAAAAGAUAUGGUUGGUUGACUCAAAAGGAUUAAUAGUCAAGGGACGCGCUUCUCUCACAGAAGAGAAAGAGGUGUUUGCCCAUGAACAUGAAGAAAUGAAGAACCUAGAAGCUAUUGUUCAAAAAAUUAAACCAACUGCCCUCAUAGGAGUUGCUGCAAUUGGUGGUGCUUUCACAGAACAAAUUCUCAAGGAUAUGGCUACCUUCAACGAACGGCCCAUCAUUUUUGCUUUGAGUAAUCCAACUAGCAAAGCCGAGUGUUCUGCAGAGCAGUGCUAUAAAAUGACCAAGGGUCGUGCGAUCUUUGCCAGCGGCAGUCCCUUUGAUCCAGUCACCCUUCCAGAUGGACAGACGCUCUUCCCUGGCCAAGGCAACAAUUCCUACGUGUUCCCUGGAGUUGCUCUUGGGGUGGUAGCCUGUGGGCUGAGACACAUCACCGACAAGGUCUUCCUCACCACUGCCGAGGUCAUAUCUCAGCAAGUGUCAGACAAACACCUAGAAGAGGGUCGACUCUAUCCCCCUUUGAAUACAAUUCGAGAUGUUUCGUUGAAAAUUGCAGUAAAGAUUGUGACAGAUGCAUACAGAGAAAAGAUGGCCACUGUUUACCCCGAACCCCAAAACAAAGAAGAGUUUGUCUGCUCCCAGAUGUACAGCACUAAUUAUGACCAGAUCUUACCUGAUUGCUAUUCUUGGCCUGAAGAGGUCCAGAAAGUCCAGACCAAAGUCAAUCAAUAAACACAACAGCUAGAAUUUUUAGUUUUACUAAUACAAUCUUGAAGUUUUCAUAAUUUCUAAGGGUUGGAAUCUUUUAUUAUAAUUCAUAGUGUGCUUAGAAUAAGGUGACCUUAGUUUAACAAUCAAACCCAUGAAAGUAUAUUAAUUAGGAUAAGCUUCACACUGGACUGUUUUGUUUCACUUACUCUGGUUAUUUAAGUUUUCUGUUUUCAUUAUUCUCUUUACAAAUUCUGCUGAAAAGCUGUUGUAUGUGCUACUGAGAAACUCAUCACUGAUAAUGUAGGGAGUUGAUGGAAGACCCAAACUGUAAUAAAUUAAUAUAGUGUAACUUGAUCUC